UCCACAUCAUCUGCUCUCCAAUCAAUGGUGUGAAUAUAGAGAAGGUGUCGUUUUGGAGAGGGAUAGCAAAAGCACAUCAUAUGUGGAUAUUGGUCUUGGUGUGGAUGUUUCCAUUAAUCAGAAGCUUGAACCUGGACUGAGAGUUACACUUAAGUUGCCACCUGAAGCACGAACAUUGCAGAAACCUUGUGGUGUUGUUGUAUCAGCUGAUGAGCCAAGAUUGGAAGCUGGCUAUUAUUGGGGUUACACUGUUCGAGUAGCAAACUCACUCUCUGAGGUUGUUGCUGGUAGCAGAUUUCCUGAUGGCUAUGACCUGCUAAUUGGAACUUCAGAUAAAGGUGAUGAUGCUCGAAAGACGGAGUAUCCUACAUUUUCACAUGCGCUCAUUGUAUUUGGAGGCUAA
Messenger RNA from Cherax quadricarinatus, 403 nucleotides. The record is from RefSeq and is a predicted model, not a curated record. NCBI's taxonomy places the organism in Eukaryota, Metazoa, Arthropoda, Malacostraca, Decapoda, Parastacidae.